Messenger RNA from Vigna angularis (adzuki bean), 2821 nucleotides. Its product is annotated as putative inactive cadmium/zinc-transporting ATPase HMA3. Bases 127 to 2766 code for a protein of 879 amino acids. The transcript is spliced from 9 exons. Gene Ontology annotation, cellular component: membrane. Lineage: Eukaryota; Viridiplantae; Streptophyta; Magnoliopsida; Fabales; Fabaceae. The record is from RefSeq and is a predicted model, not a curated record. Gene Ontology annotation, biological process: monoatomic cation transport. Gene Ontology annotation, molecular function: ATP hydrolysis activity; ATP binding; cadmium ion transmembrane transporter activity.
UAAACAGACCUAGAUGGGGAAAUUAUGUUUAGUAAUUGUUAGGGAAAUAACAUAUGCACACGAGUUCGAAAGUUUUAUGCCCUGUGUUUUCUGUUCUUCAUUUUGAAGCUCAUAGUGGAGAAGAAAAUGGCAGAAAAUAUUAAGAGAAGCAGCUUCGAAGUGUUGGGAAUGUGCUGUGCUACAGAAGCAGCACUGGUUGAAAGAAUUGUGAAGCCUCUUCAUGGCGUCAAACAUGUCACUGUGAUAGUCCCUACACGAACAGUCACUGUUGUCCAUGAUGUUCUCUUCAUUUCUGACUCACAAAUAGCUGAUGCACUGAAUGCUGCAAGGCUUGAAGCUAGUUUGAGACUGCAGGGAGAGACUGAUAAUGAAAAGAAAUGGCCAGAUUUAACUACAAUGGUGUGUGGCUUGUUUCUGGCACUUUCUUUCUUGAAAUAUAUAUAUCACCCUUUGGAAUGGUUGGCACUUGUUUCUGUUGUCAUUGGCUUCCCUAAGGUUCUACUAAGGGCCAUUGCAUCUAUUAAGGCUCUUACUCUUAAUAUCAACAUUCUGGUUCUAUUGGCAGUGUGUAGUACUGCUGCUUUACAAGAUUUUUGGGAGGCUGGUGUCAUCAUCUUCUUAUUCUCCAUUGCUCAAUGGCUUGAGACAAGAGCAACUCACAAGGCAAAGGUUGCGAUGUCUUCUUUGACUAGCAUGGCUCCUCAAAAAGCUGUUAUUGCUGAAACUGGGGAACGUGUUGACGUGAAUGAUGUUAAGAUCAACACCAUACUUGCAGUCAAGUCGGGUGAUGCUAUUCCUCUUGAUGGAAUAGUGGUGGAAGGAAAGUGUGAAGUUGAUGAAAAGAUGUUAACAGGAGAAUCAUUACCUGUGAUAAAAGAGUUUGAUUCAGUAGUGUUGGCUGGAACCAUUAAUGUGAAUGGAUAUAUAAGUGUGAAAACUACAGUGCUGGCAAAAGACACAGUGGUGGCUAGAAUGUCAAAACUUGUUGAAGAGGCCUCUAGCAGAAAAUCUCGAACACAAAGAUUCAUUGAUAAUUUCGCCAAGUACUAUAUUCCUGCUGUUGUUUUGAUUUCAGCUAGCAUUGCUGUGGUUCCAGCUGCAUUAGAGGUUCCUGAUAUAAAACCUUGGUUUCAUCUUGCAAUUGUGGUUUUGUUAAGUGCAUGUCCUUGUGCUCUCAUCCUCUCCACUCCCGUUGCAAUCUUUUGUGCUCUCACAAAAGCUGCAACAAGUGGGUUACUACUGAAAGGUGGAGAUUAUAUUGAAACACUGUCUGGAAUUAAGACAGUGGCUUUUGAUAAAACUGGCACAAUAACAAGGGGAGAAUUCACAGUGGCAGAUUUUUCUGUUAUAGAUGACAUUAGCAUUGAAACUUUACUGUACUGGGUUUCAAGUAUCGAGAGUAAAUCAAGUCAUCCUAUGGCAGCUGCACUAGUGGAAUAUGGAAUGUCUAAUUCUGUCAAGCCAAUCCCUGAAAAUGUUGAGAAUUUUGAAAAUUUUGCUGGUGAAGGAGUUUUUGGUACAAUUGAUGGGAAGAAUAUCUAUAUUGGCAAUAGAAGAAUCGGUGCUAGGGCUGACUCCGAAAGAGUUGAUUGUCAGUUGCAAUUUCAAAGCCAUGAAAUUUCUACCCCGAAACGAUACUGUGGGCCGACUCUGGUUGGAGUCUUCAGCUUAGUCGAUACUUGCAGAUCAGGUGCUUUGGAAGCAAUAGAAGAGCUGAAGUUGUUAGGCGUGAGAUCUGUCAUGCUAACAGGAGAUAGCACUCAAGCAGCUUUGUAUGUUCAAAGUCAGUUGAACCAUGCUCUAGACAUUGUACACGCAGAGCUUCUACCUGCAGAAAAGGCAGUGAUCAUUGAGAAUUUGAAGAAAGAUGGGCUAACAGCCAUGAUUGGAGAUGGCAUAAAUGAUGCUCCUGCAUUGGCCACAGCUGACAUUGGUAUCUCAAUGGGAAUAUCUGGUUCAGCUCUUGCAAAUGAGACAGGCAAUGCAAUUCUUAUGUCGAACGACAUCCAAAAGAUACCUGAAGCCAUUCGGCUUGCAAGGAAAACCACUAGAAAGCUCAUUGAGAAUGUCAUUAUUUCAGUUGGCUUCAAGAGUGCUAUACUUGCAUUGGCAAUUGCAGGAUACCCUAUUGUUUGGCUUGCUGUCUUGACUGACGUUGGGACCUGUUUACUUGUGAUUCUCAAUAGCAUGUUAAUUUUACAAGAGAAACCAAAACAUGAAAGAAAAUCUGCAAGUUCUAAAUAUGGCACCUUCUCGGAAGAUCUGACCAUGACUCUACUGGACAAUGAAAGUAAUAACAUUAAGAAUCAAGGGCUUCUUACCGGUGAAAAAUGUGGUAAAGAUUGUUGUAAAGACGACACUUAUCAUGUAGAAACUACAAGCAAGAACGAAUCUUCUGGACUUUUGAAGUUGAGCAAGAGAAACCAAAGUGGAAACUCUGUCUCUAUUGAGGUGCAUAUAGUGAAACCUUGCAAUGGUUGUUGUCUAAGAAAGGUAAAAACAUUUGACGACUCUGCAUGCAGAACAAAUAAUGGUUCUGGUUGUUGCCAAGAGCAAUCUAAGACUGAACAAUGUGUCACUGGCUCUGAUGCCAGAGAAGAUGCCAGCAUUGCUUCCUUGGAGUCUUAUUGCCUUAAGGACAAAUCAGAGGAUAUUCAAGACUUGUCUGAGACAGAAGGGAUUCCAAAGGGCUGCAAUAAGACAUGCUGCAAUGAUAGUUUUAAAAAUAUGACUAGCCUUAGCCAGCCAGAAAUUAUUAUAGAGUGAUCUAAAUGGUAGUGAUAAAAGAAAGUUACAUUUAUUAAUUUAUUUAAAUCAGAAA